Messenger RNA from Suricata suricatta (meerkat), 2744 nucleotides. It is a transcript of the gene DNAJC15, whose product is annotated as DnaJ heat shock protein family (Hsp40) member C15. The record is from RefSeq and is a predicted model, not a curated record. Gene Ontology annotation, cellular component: PAM complex, Tim23 associated import motor. The transcript has 6 exons. NCBI's taxonomy places the organism in Eukaryota, Metazoa, Chordata, Mammalia, Carnivora, Herpestidae. Gene Ontology annotation, biological process: protein import into mitochondrial matrix. Bases 34 to 483 code for a protein of 149 amino acids. Gene Ontology annotation, molecular function: ATPase activator activity.
CCGCGCACGGACUCUUCCUAGCGUCUCAUUGCCAUGGCUGCCCGUGGCUGCGUCGCUCCGGCAGGCGAGGGUCUGCGUUACGCGGAGUACUCCCCGCCCGCGACCAAAAGGUCCGACGCGGACAUCGACCACGGACUGGCAGGAAGUGUGAUAGCUGUCGGACUAGGUGUUGCAGCUCUUGCCUUUGCAGGUCGCUAUGCAUUCCAGAUCUGGAAACCUCUAGAACAAGUAAUCACAGAAACAGCGAAGAAGAUUUCCACUCCUAGCCUUUCAUCCUACUAUAAAGGAGGAUUUGAACAGAAAAUGAGUAGGCGAGAAGCUAGUCUUAUUUUGGGUAUAAGCCCAUCUGCUGGCAAAGCCAAGAUUAGAACAGCUCAUAGGAGAAUUAUGAUUUUGAAUCACCCAGAUAAAGGUGGAUCUCCUUACUUAGCCACCAAAAUAAAUGAAGCAAAAGACUUGCUGGAAGCAACCACCAAACAUUGAUUGAUGGCCAAGAACCACUCAGAAGGAAGAGAAGGGGGAAUUUAAACUAAGAAAGUCCUGCAAAUUAAUCUAAACCAUGACCUUCAUACUUUUCAUACAUGUAUUGAGCCACAGUCAUUUAUUCCACUUUUAAGGUAUAUAAUAAUAAAAGAUUAAUAAUCUAUCUAUUUAUUAUCUUUUAAAGGAACACUUUAAAAUUGUAUAACUAAUCUUUGCUUAUUUUUCUCCUUUCUCGGUGAUAGUUUAUACAUUUUAAGAUUUUUGUUCAUUAGUUGUAAGAUCCCCCGCUCCCCUCCCUUCCUUACUCAGUUACAUCGUCACUGGGAUUUGUGAGCAGUAAGUAGAAAUUGUCUUACUGCUUCUAUUUAUAUUCACGUUGUCCCUUGUUUCCUCAGAGGACUUUAGUUCUCUGCCUAUGAAGGUGCUUUACAUGUUUUAAGAUCAAACACUGACUACCUCCCAUGGGUAAAUGAUUGGAAACCCAAUCGAAUUUACUAAGUGGUGUUUUGUAAAGUAGUGGUUAGGACUUGUUAAAGAACUCUGUUCUCUCUGAGACCCUGGAAGUGAAGCAUGAGAACUUGGAGAGCUACUAAAAUGAUUAAAGAUUUGCAAAAUGAGCCCUGUGAGGAAAGUCUGAAAAGAGGUAGGAGAAGUCUGAGGAAUUCGUCUUUAAUUAUAGCCUUCCAGUACUGUAUAUUUAUUCAAUUAUUUAUUCUGCAAAUAUUUAUUGACCACCUAUAAUGUGAAGGCACUAUAGCGGGUCCUCUGAGAGUUACAGGUGUGAACUAACCAUGGACCUUGACCCCCCUAAAAAUUGUAUUUAGAGGAUAGAUAAAUGACAGGAACACUCUUAGCGAAGUACAAGUGAUAUGCUAAAGAGAUUCAAAGAAGAAAAGAGUAUUUUAAGCCGAGAGCAUAAGGAGGCGCCUCUGAAAAUAAGUGGCAUGAGUUGGGCUUUAAAUACAAUUAAUAAGAAAUACACCGUAUGAUUGGUGAGUCAGUGUUGUUUCCCUUGAGAUCUGUCACAAUGAGCAGAAAUAGGAUUUGUUAGUGUGAUUUCAGUACCGUGUUUCUCAAAAGCAAUAGAUGGACACAUGAUCUUGAAUGGCCAGCCCUGUAACUUGCACUGCAGGGAACUGUUAUCUCAGCCCCCAGGCAUCACCACUUUGCUAUCCCAAAGUGGACAAAAACGGAUUCAGAUACAGGGUACCAGCAAUAUUUUCCUGUACUCCUUUAUAAAUCCUGGGUCAUCCCAGGUAAACUGAGCCACUAUAUUUCAUCUAUCUUAAAAUCUAUUUUAAUAUUCUAGAUGCAUCUCUCAAAUUUAUGACGUCCUAUAGUUUGAAUAGCUCAGUAUUCACAAUGUUGACAUCUUGAGCUGAGUAAUUCCUCUCUGUGGGGAGCUCUCCUGUGCAUUGUGGGGUGAUUAGCAGCAUCCCUGCCCAUGCCCCCUAAAGGCCAGUAGCACCCCCUCAGUGUGACAACCGAAAAUGUUUGCAGACAUUGCCAAAUGUUCCUUGGAGGGAAAAUCGCUCCUGGUUGAGGGCUACUGCUGUAAAUUCUAAGUAUUUUUUCCUUUUGGUACAUAAAAUAAUGACCUCACUGAAAAUCAGUUGUAUCUUAGGGUCACCAAAAUAUGGUUCUCGCUUUAAAGUCCCCCAUGGAUGUCCUAAUUUUUUUGUGCAUUAAUGUUUUUCAUUUUUCUGGUCAUUGUUAUCCCUGUCCCUUGAAUGCACUAAUCCCCACAUCUCCACCUGCCAAAAGCUAGGGAUAGUCAAGGUAUCCCUCUCUUUCUAAAAUGUAUCCCUCUCUUUCUGGAGUUUCCACCAAAAGUAGUAUCGUGAAUUGUCAGUCCUCUGAGAGCAGGGACCUUAUCUAUCUGUUCACUGCUGCAUUGGCACUCAAAAUAAAUAUUUGUUGGAUGAAUGAAUAAAUUCCCAUAGCACUUUAUUCCUCACUUAUGAUAGUUACAACCUGGUACCUUGUGGAAAAAAGCUCUUUGUGUAACAUGCCUUAUUUCUCUUACUAAAAUGCAAGAACCCUUAGAGCAAGAAUCUUGUCAUUCAUCUUUGUAACCUCUUUUUUGUAUGGGGCACUUGCAUGCAGCGGAUACGAAGUUGUAAGCACUAAGAGUAUGUUGUUUUCCAAAUAGUAUGUUUUAAAAAAUGUUACCACUAAUUUAAAAAGUUAUCCUAAGGAGUACUGGAGUGUUCUUGGGCCAUACAUUUUAAUUGACAUUAUAUUUUCUGAUCUAUACUGUA